Cucurbita maxima (winter squash) is the source of this 3155-nucleotide messenger RNA. Its product is annotated as phospholipase D beta 1-like. Gene Ontology annotation, biological process: phospholipid catabolic process; phosphatidylcholine metabolic process. Gene Ontology annotation, cellular component: plasma membrane. The transcript has 10 exons. The record is from RefSeq and is a predicted model, not a curated record. Gene Ontology annotation, molecular function: calcium ion binding; D-type glycerophospholipase activity. Bases 469 to 3021 code for a protein of 850 amino acids. NCBI's taxonomy places the organism in Eukaryota, Viridiplantae, Streptophyta, Magnoliopsida, Cucurbitales, Cucurbitaceae.
UAAACAUGAUUAACAAACUUUAGUUUUCAACGAUUUGAGCUUAAUAUUUGUUAAAGGGGUCGGCUGCUCGACAGUGGGCGACUUUUCUUGGUGGAUUUGAUCCUUGGUCAACCCUAUUGUUCACUACAAUCCAUUUUUUUAAUCCCGAUCUCUCCUUCCUCGCAAGUGUCGUUGUUUGUAGGUUCAAGCCACCCAAUCAUGUUGCUUAGCUUCCUGAAAUCGCCCAUUUUUGAAGUUCCAGUCAAUAUACUAUGUUCUUUAUUUAAAGGAUCAGCCGAUCCACACGGCCAUUUGCUAAUUCUGAGGCAAGUAGUCAACAAUAUUCAUCUUCAACGCAAACCCAGAUUCAGUUUUGUUCGAAAUCUUUUAUAUGCCCUGUUUGCUUGCUUGAAAUUAUUGAUAUCUGUUUGUUGAGCUUGGUUUAAGAUUUUGCUUUUGAGCUAUCUAUCUACUGUUUCUUCUCUGUUAAUGGCUGGUCGGAUUUUUGAAACUUUGUCAUUUGGGUCACAACAUGGUCAAAGUAAUCAAUCUUUGCCAUUUUCAUCUGGAAAUGCAUCAUUGAAGUUCUUGCUCUUGCAUGGUUAUUUGGAUAUUUCUGUCAAGUCAGCCAAGAAUCUUCCUAACAUGGAUAUGUUUCAUAAGACUCUUGGGGAUGUUCUUUCAAAAGUGUCUUUUAAGAGUUCUAAGAACAGUGAUGGGCAAAAGGCUCCAAAAGUGACUAGUGAUCCUUAUGUGACUAUCUCUGUAUCUGGUGCUGUGAUAGGAAGAACUUUUGUGAUUGAUAAUAGUGAAAAUCCUGUUUGGAUGCAGCAUUUUAAUGUUCCUGUAGCUCAUUAUGGUGCUGAAGUGCACUUUGUAGUUAAAGAUCAUGAUGUUGUGGGAUCACAAAUUAUAGGUGUUGUUGCUAUUCCUAUUGAACAAUUAUACUCUGGAGAUGUAGUUGAGGGUACCUACCCUAUCCUUAAUAGUAGCAGGAAGCCCUGCAAGCCUGGGGCUGUCUUGAGUUUGUCGAUUCGGUAUAUUCCGGCAGACCGGGCGGCCAUUUUUCACGGUGGAAUGUAUGCAUCUUCUGAUCAUCAGGGAGUUCCUGGCACAUAUUUUCCUCUUAGGAAGGGAGGUAAAGUUACAUUGUACCAAGAUGCUCAUGUUGAGGAUGGAUGUCUUCCUUCAGAUUUUAAGCUUCAUGGUGGGGUUGAAUAUGAACAUAGGAGCUGUUGGGACGACAUCACUGAAUCGAUUAGCAAAGCUCGUCGUUUGAUCUAUAUUACGGGCUGGUCUGUAUACCAUAAUGUUAGAUUGGUUAGAGAUGGAAAGGCGAAAGAAUGCAGUUUAGGGGACUUACUCAAAGCUAAGUCUCAAGAAGGUGUACGAGUGUUGCUUCUUAUAUGGGAUGAUCCAACUUCGACAAGUAUGUUGGGAUAUAAAACGGUUGGGAUGAUGAAUACAAAUGAUGAGGAGACUCGGCGGUUCUUUAAGAACUCUUCAGUCCAAGUGGUAUUGUGCCCACGAUCUGGUGGAAAAGGUCAUAGCUGGAUUAAAAAGCAGGAAGCUGGAACCAUCUAUACCCACCAUCAAAAGACAGUUAUUGUAGAUGCUGAUGCUGGCCACCACAAAAGAAAAAUUGUAGCUUUUGUUGGAGGCCUCGAUUUAUGUUUAGGUCGAUAUGAUACUUCGAGGCAUCCUCUUUUUCGGACAUUGCAAACUACGCACGUGGAUGACUUCCACAACCCCAAUUUUACGGGACCAGCUACUGGUUGUCCAAGAGAACCAUGGCAUGAUUUGCACUCUAAGAUUGAUGGUCCAGCAGCAUACGACGUCCUAACGAAUUUCGAGGAGCGUUGGUUGAGAGCUUCAGAGCCUCGUGGCCUUAAAAAGCUAAAAAGGUUGAAUGAAGAUGUAUUGCUCAAAAUUGAAAGAAUUCCUGAGAUUUUGGGAAUUGCUGAUGCUGCUCGUUUGUGUAACAAUGAUCCAGAAGGUUGGAACGUGCAGAUUUUUCGUUCGAUCGACUCGAAUUCGGUGAAAGGAUUUCCUGAGGACCCGAAAGAUGCUAUAAGUAGGAACUUGGUAUGUGGGAAGAAUGUGAUGAUAGAUAUGAGUAUACAUUCAGCAUAUGUUAAUGCAAUUCGUGCUGCCCAACGCUUCAUUUAUAUUGAAAAUCAAUACUUUCUUGGGUCAUCUUAUAAUUGGAGCGCUCAUAAAGACUUGGGGGCUAAUAACUUAAUACCGAUUGAAAUUGCCCUUAAAAUUGUGGAGAAAAUCAGAGCUAAAGAAAGGUUUUCAGCGUAUGUGGUUAUCCCAAUGUGGCCAGAAGGUGUUCCUACAAGCACUCCGAUUCAAAGAAUUCUCUUUUGGCAGAGUAGGACAAUGCAAAUGAUGUACGAAAUGAUAUAUACAGCUUUAGUGGAGGUUGGACUUCAUGAACAGUAUAAGCCUGAAGACUACUUGAAUUUCUUUUGCCUUGGAAACCGUGAGGUGAUCAGUGAUAGAGAUGGCAUUGAAGCCGGAAAUGGAGAAAAGAAUGCUCAAUCACUUGUUCGUAAGAGUCGACGUUUUAUGAUCUAUGUCCAUUCUAAAGGGAUGAUAGUAGAUGAUGAAUAUGUCAUAUUGGGAUCUGCAAAUAUCAAUCAGCGAUCCCUUGAAGGUACUAGAGACACUGAAAUAGCAAUGGGCGCGUACCAAUCUCGUCAUUCUUGGUCGUCAAGCAAACGCUCGAGCCCACGUGGUCAGGUCUAUGGAUAUAGAAUGUCAUUAUGGGCAGAGCACACUGGGACUAUGGAGGAUUGUUUCGAGAGACCAGAGAGUAUUGAAUGUGUAAGAAGAAUCAGAUCAGUGGGUGAGAGAAACUGGAGACAGUAUGUUGCUGAGGAAGUGACAGAAAUGAGAAGCCAUCUUCUUAAAUAUCCAUUGCAAGUUGAGCCAACUGGUAAGGUCACUCAUCUUCCUGGUUCUGAGACCUUCCCAGACCUUGGUGGUAACAUAUUGGGAACAUUCAUAGCCAUCCAAGAGAACCUUACAAUUUGAUUCCCACUGAAUAUCUAUUUGUUCUUAGGAAAUUCUUUGCCUGUAAUCAUUGGUGUACAUUAUGGAUUCUUACAACAACUUUGAUCGGUAAUCUUUGAGUUGUUAGACAUACCUCAAUUAUAUUGAAGGGUGAU